ACUGUACUCUCCGGGGGCUCUGGGUACCGCUGCAGCAUCACUAGCCACCUCCAUCCAGGAGGCUGGGAGCGCGUGGCGGAAGGGGAGGGCUGCGGGGGACAAGUUGAAUGAAUGGGCAUCGCCUCGGUGCUGCUGGAGCCUCCGCAUAGGGGCGAGGCGGCCGGACCGCGCCGCGGGCAGGGGGGCAGCGGCGGCCGGCCAGCGGCGGGGGCCGGUGCGGGCCGGGCCGAGCCGAGCCGGGCCCCCCGCCGGGCCCGACGCCGCCGGGGCACUGCGAGGAGCGGGCGCUGCCCCGCCGCGGGACCGCUCCUGCCCGGGCGCCGCCUCCUGCCGCGGCGGAUCGAGCCCAAGGAUCCUGGUGAGCACGGUCACAGAGCUGCCACCUGGCUCUGCCCACACUGCAGCCAGUGCAUGGACCACCAACGUCCUCCAGCUCGCAAAUGACGGCAGCGUCCUGGCAGAAGAGUCACCUCAGAGAGCAGCAUCCAGACUGUGCUGGGAAGUCUGCAGGGAAUCAGGGUCGGGGCUUCUGCAAGGGCUCUGCUGCACCAUCCCUGAGCAAUGCUCUAGGAAACACUGGGACCAUGAAGGGCUUAGGAGAUAACAGAAGCCGCCACCUCUCCGAUAACUUGGACUCCCCUCAAGACUCUCUUUAUGCCCCCCAGGACAGGAACCCUUAUCUCCUCAGCCCCACCGACUCCUUCGCCAUGGACCCCCGAUUCCCGGCACAGAAUACCCUCCAUGGCGACUGCCUCCUGCCACUCAACAACCAGAUCUCCAACAGCAGCACGUUCCCCCGCAUCCAUUACAACUCUCACUUCGAGGUCCCAGAUGACAACCCUUUUCCAAGCCAUGCCCAAGCCACUAAAAUCAACCGCCUGCCUGCAAACCUCCUUGACCAGUUUGAGAAGCAGCUGCCCAUCCACAGAGAUGGCUUCAGCACCCUUCAGUUUCAGAGGAGCGAUGCGAAGCACCGGAGCGAGAGCCCUGGGCGCAUCCGGCACCUUGUCCACUCUGUCCAGAAGCUAUUUGCCAAGUCCCAGUCUCUGGAGGGCCCCACCAAAGGCAACGUGAACAGCAAGAAGGGGGCAGAUGACCCCAAGCAAAACCGGAGGAGCAAGAGCAAAGACAGAGCGAAGACCUCCGAGCCCAAGCGCAGGACCAGAUCAAACAUAUCAGGCUGGUGGAGCUCAGAUGACAACUUAGACAGCGAUACCUGCAGCUACCGUAAUCCCAUGGGCCUCAUGACACUGGGCCGGCAGCCCGACCACAGCCAGCCGAAAUAUUUCAUGCAUGCUUACAACACCAUCAGCGAGCACAUGCUGAAAUCCUCCAAGAGCAAUAAUGACCUCAAGGUCACCCCUUGCACCAAUAUCCCCAUCAACAAUGACUCCAACUACAUUAAAAGGGGCUCCUGGUCAACACUGACACUCAGCCAUGCCCGGGAAGUAUGCCAGAAGGCCUCUGCCACGAUCGACAAAGCCUUGCUUAAAUCCAAGUCCUGCCACCAAGACUUGGCUUACCAGUACCUGCAGCCUGACGGAGGGCUGUGGGCACAGCUGGGUGGAGUGAGCCCGGCCAGCAGCUGGGCAGCCCCACCGCUCGGCUGGGAGGACACGGGUGCCGCCCUGCUGCAGCCGAGCGAGCCCCCGCGGCGGUGGGACCAGCCCCUCAGCCCUGUGCCGACCGACGCAGGCAGCGGCCAGGUGCCUCAGGGGGAGUGGAACAACACGCUGUCUCGGGACAAAGACAGUGAGAUCCCGUGCCGGCGCAUGCGGAGCGGGAGUUACAUCAAAGCCAUGGGGGAUGAUGAUAGUGAAGACUCAGAAACCAGCCCCAAACCAUCCCCGAAAACCGCAGCUCGGAGGCAGAGUUACCUCAAGGCCACCCAACAGUCCCUGAGUGAGCAGAGCACCACCCAAAGGAGCCUGGACCGCCUGGACUCUGUCGAGAUCCUCCUACCUCCAAAGUUCCCAACCUGGGAGGAAGAAUACAAUCAGAUCUCCGAGAGUGUCAACGAGUCGAGUUGCAUCAACCAGAUCUUUGGACCCCCCUCACUUAUCCCUCAGAUAUUUACUCAUGGAGAGCAGGCCCCUGAGCCGGAGCUGGGCGAGCAGUACGAGGCCGUCUGCGACCCUACCUACAGCGAGGCUGAGUCAGCUGCCGCAGAGGUGCUGGACCUGCCUCUGCCCAGCUACUUUCGCUCCCGGAGCCACAGCUACCUCCGAGCCAUCCAGGCGGGCUGCUCCCAGGAAGAGGACACGGGCUCCGUCCGCUCCAUCUCCCCCCCACCAGCCGGCAGCCUCAGCGGCAGCAGGACCCUGCCCACCAACAGCAGUUCAUCAUGCCUAGUGGCAUAUAAAAAGACUCCACCUCCUGUCCCACCUCGGACCACAUCAAAGCCGUUCAUCUCUGUCACUGUGCAGAGCAGCACUGAAUCUGCGCAGGACACCUACCUGGACAGCCAGGACCACAAGAGCGAGGUGACCAGCCAGUCGGGACUCAGCAAUUCCUCAGACAGCUUGGACAGCACCAGGACACCCAGCGUGACGAGGGGAAGCGUCGUGACUGCAGCAGGAGAGACCCCAGAGUUACCCCAGAAAAAUGCAACUUUGAAAAGUGACAAAGGGACUCUGACUAGUGAAGAGCCUAAAGUGGAGAACGUCCCCAAAAGAAAGCUGUCGUCUAUAGGAAUACAAGUUGACUGCCUCCAGCCAGUGGCAAAAGAGGAGCCUCCUCCACCAGCCACCAAAUUCCAGUCCAUCGGGGUGCAGGUAGAGGACGAGUGGCGAAACAGCCACUCUCGCAGCAUGUCCUCCAAACAGGACACAGACUCUGACACACAGGAACAUAAUAACUCUAGCUGUAAAUCAUCUGAGAGAAGCCUUGCUGAGUGCCCCCAACACAACAACUCCGUUGGUGUUGAUGCCACUACCAGGCAACCAGCCAAGCCCUCACAGAUUAAGAGAAACCUCUCCUAUGGAGAAAACAAUGACCCAGCCCUGGAGCCUUCCUCUCUCCCUCCUCCUGACCCCUGGCUUGAGACGUCCUCCACCUCGCCAUCAGAACCCGCGCAGCCAGGAGCCUGCCGGCGGGACGGGUACUGGUUCCUGAAGCUGCUGCAGGCGGAGACGGAGCGGUUAGAAGGCUGGUGCCGUCAGAUGGACCAGGAGACCAAAGAGAACAAUCUCUCUGAAGAAGUCUUAGGAAAAGUCCUGAGCGCAGUGGGCAGUGCACAGUUACUAAUGUCACAAAAGUUCCAGCAAUUCCACGGCCUCUGUGAACAAAAUUUGAACCCUAAUGCCAACCCCAGACCCACAGCCCAGGACCUCGCUGGGUUUUGGGAUCUCCUGCAGUUGUCCAUUGAAGACAUCAGCAUGAAGUUUGAUGAGCUGUACCACCUGAAAGCCAAUAGCUGGCAGUUGGCAGAGACACCGGAGAGAAAGGAAGAGAAGAAACCACCCCCUCCAGUGCCAAAGAAGCCGGCCAAGUCCAAGUCCCAGCUGAACCGGGACAAAGCCUCCGAUUCAGACAAGCAGCGCCAGGAAGCUCGCAAGCGCCUCAUGGCAGCCAAGCGUGCCGCCUCCGUCCGGCAGAACUCGGCCACGGAGAGCGCGGACAGCAUCGAGAUCUACGUGCCCGAGGCACAGACCCGCCUUUGAGCAAAGGGGCAGACGAAGGAACCGUGUGCUUUUUAUAAGUCAUUAAAAAGGAAAAAAAAAGGUUCUCUUAAACUAGUGUGAUUUAUUAAGUCUAGAGACAAUGAGCCAUCCUUGAAAAGGGCUCCCGAGUUGGCUUUUUUUCUCUCAGCUUUAAGUAAUGAAGAUUUUAAAAAAAAAAGCAAACAAAAAAAAGAAAAAAAUAGCCCUCGUUGUCUCCCUGGCUGUGGUGUCACUGACGGACCGGACAGACUCCCGGAAACUCCAGCCCCUCGACUUGGAACUUCAGUCUUUUUACUUGUUCUAUCUAACGAGAAUUAUUAGCUUGUUUACAAGAAGAGGACAAGAAAACAUGAAGCCUCGAGCACUCGCCAUGCUGUGUUCUUCCUCUUCCUCACUUCUGUUCUUCCUUCUCAUCCUUUAUUUUUUUCUCCCUUCUGCUCCCUUUCUACCCCACCUCUGCAUGGCUUUAUUUACUGUGUUAGAAAUAACCUCUCCUCCACAGAGCUCCCGCAGAGAACACCCACUCAGUGUGUGCUACUGUUGCACUCUGCUAGCAAGCAGCCUCUCUUGGGUUUUUAUUUGUUUUCCGUUGGAUGGGGCGGUUGGGGUGGGGGGAGCUGGGAGGGCGGGGACGGGGCGCCGCGGGUUUGUAUUCUCUGUUCUGCUGAAGCGAGAGGGCGACAGGGUCUGUGGAAUGUAACGCGCAGUUGUUGAAUCGCAGCCCAGAAGCAAACGUGCAAUAAUGUGGCAGAGGGGCCGGGCCGGGCCGGGCCGGCGGGCAGCGGGGCCUCGGGGCCACACGGCAGCCGGGGCACCGUCCACACGUUCUGAACUUGGGUUUUCCUCCUCUUCCCUGUACCAAAUUAACUUCCUUGAAUUGCGUGUUGAGAAAGAAGCUGCUGCACUGAGGGACCUGUUUCAAAGUGGGCUGGGGAGAGUGUAAAGGUGUUCUGGGGUGGGAGGACUGCGUUUUGUACAAAGAGGAAGGCACAGGUAGCUGGUGGUAGGCUGCCUGCCUGUAUGUAUGUGUACAUAUGCACAUAUACACUUAGUAGUACCUGUACAUUUAAUUCAUACACACGUAUACAUGCCCAUACACACAGUGCAGAUGGUGUACUAAAAGCACCUUGGUGAGAAUGGGCAUAUGUAUAGCAUAUAUUUUUACAUGUACUAUAUCUAGAUGUGUGUAAAAGUGUGUGUAAAAAUAUAUACCCUGUGUGUAAUCAGAUGACUAUUUUUUUCCUUAUCUCCCUGCUCUCCGGGUAGAGGAAGGAUUGCUAAAUAUUUUUUAGCCCAUUUUUCCCUUUGUAGGUCUCCUUUUCAGUCUGGCUCCUUGCAGCCGGAGCUGCCACCACUGAGUUCUUUGCCACCCCCUUAAAAUAAGCAUUUGGCCCCGGUGCUGGGCAGUUUUUUUCUUCACGUGAUGGAACGAGGUGGGAGACUGUGCACCGCUUUCAUGGGGUGGGGGUAGAAGCCCACAGACGUUUCAGCGAGGGUGUUGGUGAUCCAGAAGGCAAAAACUAAAUAAAAGUGGAACCCUGAAA
Columba livia (rock pigeon) is the source of this 5206-nucleotide messenger RNA. RefSeq names its product DLG associated protein 4 (gene DLGAP4). Gene Ontology annotation, cellular component: glutamatergic synapse; postsynaptic specialization. Gene Ontology annotation, biological process: signaling. Gene Ontology annotation, molecular function: molecular adaptor activity. NCBI's taxonomy places the organism in Eukaryota, Metazoa, Chordata, Aves, Columbiformes, Columbidae. The coding region runs from base 441 to 3662 and encodes 1073 amino acids. The record is from RefSeq and is a predicted model, not a curated record. The transcript has 14 exons.